This is a messenger RNA of Parnassius apollo (apollo), 687 nucleotides long. Lineage: Eukaryota; Metazoa; Arthropoda; Insecta; Lepidoptera; Papilionidae. The record is from the annotation of a GenBank genome assembly.
AUGUUUUUCGCCAAAUUAAAAUCGUUAAAACUAAUGAAUAAAGGCUUCUCGCCUCAUACCUUCAACGUGUUUGCGAAUAAUUGUACGCGCCUCAAAUUUCUUAAUUUGAGCCGAUGCUAUUCGAUAAGUGAUGAUGAGUUGAUCCCCAUGUUACGUCGAAACCAUGAUCUAGUCAGCUUGAACCUUAGUCAGUGCAAGAAUUUGUCUGCAAAAUGUUUGCAACCUGUUAUAUUACAUUGCAAUAAUUUACGUAUAUUGAAACUCGCCCGUUGCUCAUGGUUAACUCCUGGUGCCUUAGAAGCCCUAGCUCUGCAUCAAAGUAAGCUGGAAGAUGUUGACUUAGCAUUCUGUGUAUCUGUAUCAGAAAAUUGUAUUUUGAUUUUCAUAAAGAAAUUCAGGCAAAUAAAAACUCUAAACUUAGAAGGCAAUAAGCAGGUGACAGACAAGUGUUUGUAUACUAUAUCAAAGUACAGUACUUCACUGAAGAUUCUCAAUUUGGGUGGUUGUUGUGAAAUAACUGAUAAAGGAAUAAGAGCCUUGGCCCUGCACUGCCCUAAAUUGGAAGGUUUACUUAUUCGAGGCUGUACAAAAGUUACAGAAAAUAGUCUCCGAUUGAUGAGGAAUAAGGUACAAUUAGAUAGGAGGCCCAUGGAUCCAGUACCAUUACCCAUCUAUGUUCAAAUUUAA